This is a messenger RNA of Gadus chalcogrammus (walleye pollock), 1622 nucleotides long. Its product is annotated as SCAN domain-containing protein 3-like. Bases 1 to 879 code for a protein of 292 amino acids. The record is from RefSeq and is a predicted model, not a curated record. Lineage: Eukaryota; Metazoa; Chordata; Actinopteri; Gadiformes; Gadidae. The transcript has a single exon.
AUGUUCGGGCACCUAGCCCAGAUGGCGGAGAGACAAGGCCAGCUCCACCAGGCGCAGAACGAGGUGCUCACGGACCUGGCCCAGUCCUUGGCCGCCGAUCGGGCCAUGCUCCGGGAGCUCCUCGCCUCCGGCGGACGCGGCGAAGGACCCCGAGGGGCGGGACCCGCCACGCACAUACACGUCCCGAAGAUGUGGGAGGCAGACGACGCGGAAGCCUUCAUCGAGACCUUCCAGGGGGUGGCCGAGUUCUCAGGGUGGCCCCACCCGGAGUGGGCACACCGACUCCUGCCGCUCCUAACAGGAGAGGCGCAGCUUGCGGCCCACAGUCUGCCGGCCGGGGCCCAGCGAGACUACGACGCCAUCACCAGGGCCAUCCGAGACCGGCUGGGCCUCUACCCGGAGGAACAUCGCCGGCGGUUUCGGGCGCUGGCCUUCAGUGAGGGCGACCGACCCUUCGCCUUCGCCCAGCAGCUGAUGGACCAGGCAAGGAGGUGGCUGGUCCCAGACCGGAACACGGCGGAGGACGUGGUGGAGCAGGUGGCCCUGGAGAGGUUCGUGGAGGGGCUGCCGGCUAGGACCUCCGCCUGGGUCCGAUACCACCGGCCCGAGAGUCUCUCCGCCGCGGUCGUCCUGGCGGAGAGCCACCUGCAGCCACCACCAGCGAGCCAGCGACCACCGACACCGAGCCCACGUACCGGUGCGGCUGUCCCACGGCGGGAAAGACCACCAAUCCCGGCACCGAGGGCGAGAUGGGGGGGCGUUCCAGAGCGGGCACAUGAGUCGCCUCCCCCCCCCACUCCACAGACGGGCGCUCAGACGGCAGGGGAGAGGUGUUGGCGGUGCGGGGGCCUGGCCACUUCCGGCGGGAGUGCCCUAUGAUGGAGGUGGGUCAGGUCGUCCGCGUCACCGGUGCCCCGUCUCCUCCCCACGGUCCCGGUGAGGCGUACCGUAUCCCGGUGAGGAUACAGCGGGGUACGCACCAGGCGCUGUUGGACUCGGGCUGCAAGCAGACCAUGAUCCACCAUCGCCUGGUGCGGUCCGAGGCAUUGGUGGAGGCGUCGAGCGUUUCGGUGCGAUGUAUACACGGGGAUGUGCACGAGUAUCCUUUGGUCCCUAUCGAAAUUCGUCGUGGGGGGAAAAAGCAUAGUGUUAAGGCGGCGGUUAGUUCGAGCCUCACACAUCCCUUGAUUCUUGGGUUGGAUUGGGCUGGGUUUCCACAGGCUGUUAGGGGGACUAUGGGGGUGCGGGCACGACCGGUAGGGACAUGUAAGUUGUGUGCUGUGUUCUGCGCCGAGGCGGGGGCGGCCGACGCUGCUCAGGGAUCGGGGGAGGCGGGGGAUCCCAAACCCGAGGUCCCAGCGCCGAGGUUCCUACCGGUGGAGGAUUUCCCCCUCGAGCAGUCUCGUGACGCCACACUGAGCUCAGCCUACGACCAGGUGAUAGCUAUUGAUGGGGGUAAGGUCCGGCCAGACGCAGCACUGACUUACCCACACUUUAUAGUGGUUAGGGAUAGGCUUUAUCGGGUGAGUCGUGACACCCAGAGUGAGGAGGUUAUUACCAUUAUAACCCAAUGGCGGGCCAUUUGGGGUACGAUCAGAGGAGCAUCAGAGGAGAGCAGAGAG